Molecule: messenger RNA, 1340 nt
Organism: Drosophila kikkawai
Lineage: Eukaryota; Metazoa; Arthropoda; Insecta; Diptera; Drosophilidae
Product: beta-1,3-galactosyltransferase 5
Cellular component (GO): Golgi membrane
Molecular function (GO): hexosyltransferase activity
Source: RefSeq, a predicted model, not a curated record
CCAAAUUGUAGUGUUAUUUAUGUAAACCAGACUUUCUGGGGCUUUUCCGACAGCUUAAAGGAUUUACAACUGAAAUCCAGGCAAAUAACAGGACAUUAAACCUGCAUAGCUAUGGCAGCAGGUAUACUGCGCUUCAUCCUAAUCCUAAUCCUCGUCACCUUCACCAUUUUUUCGUACUUGUCGAAAUCAAGUAUCAUGGCUAAACUGAAUUUGGGGCCAUCGGAACCGUCAGAAAACAAGGAUCCUUUAAACGCCCCCUCAGCAAGUAGUAAUAAUACGUCGAGUACAAGUUACUGGACUUUGGACUCUGAUGUUGGUACCUUGGGAAGUACUGGCAACAACAACCAUAUCAGGAUCGGACUAGUACCUUUUUCAGACCGCUUAAGGGAUAAUAAGCAGGAUAAACCAUUUAAUUUGGUAUCUUUGGGUAGCAAAGCUCCCAUCCGAAUCCCACUCGCUGGAGCUAUCUAUAGGCCCGGCCAUCUUGACAACGAAAUCGACAUGGAGAGGAUAUGUCCCCGCGACGGACUCUUUACCAAAUUGCUGGUUCUUAUUACCUCGGCUAUAAGCCAUGGCGCAGCAAGGAUGGCCAUACGCCAGACGUGGAUGCACUACGGCUUCCGCAGAGACGUAGGCAUGGCCUUCGUCCUGGGACAUGGCAAAGACAAUAAGCAGAACAAAGUCCUCGAUGACGAGGAUUUCAUGUACCGCGACCUGAUAAGGGGUCACUUCGUGGACUCGUAUAACAACCUCACGCUCAAGACCAUGUCCUCGUUAGAGUGGGCACAUCGCCACUGCCGGCGUGCUAGGUACGUCCUCAAGACGGACGACGAUAUGUUCGUCAAUUUCCCCAAACUGCUGUCUUUUCUGGACAAGCUCAAGGCAAAUCGAACCAUCUACGGUCGUCGUGCUGAUUACUGGAAGCCAGUUCGCAAUAGGUGGUCCAAAUACUACAUAUCCAUUGACCAAUAUGCGGAGAAGGUUUAUCCCGCUUUCACCACGGGACCCGCCUACCUCCUCACCGGUGAUAUCGUGGGCGACCUUCUGAAUCGCUCGCUCAGGACCCCCUUUCUGAAGCUGGAGGAUGUCUUUAUGACGGGCAUUGUUGCCGAAAGUCUGGCCAUUAAGAGGGUAAAUGUACGCGAGAUCGCCAAUAUUCGCGUGGACCUGGACGCCUGUCGCAUCCGUGACAAGAUCACAGUGCACAUGGUGAGUCCCAACGAGCAGUUUGAGGCAUGGAUGAAGCUGCUGGACGAUUCCAUUAAGUGUAAAAAUGGAUAUAUGUUACGUAAUUCCAAUUAAGUUGAACAAAAUGUGUUGUAUAUAUUUUGCAUACAAAA